AUGAACCGCGACAAGGGCGAGCGCCCGGACGUCGGCCACUUGACGGGCGAAGAGAUUGCAAAACACAACUCGGCGGAAAGCUGCUGGGUCAUCGUUCAUGGCAAGGCCUACGAUGUGACAGAGUUUCUCCCAGAGCACCCCGGUGGUCCAAAGAUUAUACUCAAGUAUGCCGGCAAAGAUGCUACGGAGGAGUAUGAUCCUAUACAUCCCCCAGACACCCUGGACAAGUAUCUUCCCAAGGACAAGCAUCUGGGGCCAGUGAACAUGAAAACAGUUCUAACACUUUUACAGGAGGAGAAAGAAGAAUCGCCCGACGAGAAGGCUCGUCAAGAGCGCAUCAAGAACAUGCCCUCGCUAGACGCAUGCUACAAUCUCAUGGACUUCGAGUCAGUCGCUCGAGAGGUGAUGAAGAAGCCUGCAUGGGCCUACUACUCCUCAGGCGCAGACGACGAGAUCACCAUGCGCGAAAACCAUUCUGCCUUUCACAAAAUCUGGUUUAGACCUCGUGUAUUAAUCGAUGUCGAGAACGUUGACAUUUCCACGAAAAUGCUGGGAACAAAGGUCGAUAUCCCCUUCUACGUGACCGCCACCGCUCUGGGCAAGCUCGGCAACCCUGAAGGCGAAGUGCUCCUCACCCGCGGCGCCAAGAAGCACAAUGUUGUGCAAAUGAUCCCUACACUUGCGUCCUGCAGUUUUGAUGAGAUCGUCGACGCACGGGAGGGCGACCAAGUUCAAUGGCUUCAGUUGUACGUCAACAAGGACCGCAAGAUUACAGAGAAAAUCGUGAAGCACGCAGAGUCGAGGGGUUGCAAGGGUCUAUUCAUUACUGUCGACGCACCACAGCUUGGCAGGCGGGAGAAGGAUAUGCGCUCGAAAUUCGACGACUCGGGCAGCAAUGUGCAGAGUUCGAGUGGCGAGAACGUAGACCGAAGUCAGGGUGCAGCUCGCGCCAUCUCCUCCUUCAUCGACCCUGGUCUAUCGUGGAAGGAUAUUCCCUGGUUCCAGUCUAUCACAAAAAUGCCUAUCAUCCUCAAGGGCGUACAGCGCGUGGAGGAUGUUCUGAAGGCGAUUGACUACAAGUGCCACGGCGUUGUGUUGUCCAACCACGGUGGCCGGCAGCUCGACUUUGCACGAUCGGGUAUCGAGGUACUUGCGGAAGUGAUGCCCGUACUCAGAGAACGGAAUUUGCAGAACAGCCUGGAAAUAUUCGUCGAUGGUGGUGUCAGGCGUGCUACGGAUAUCAUCAAGGCUUUGUGCCUGGGCGCCACGGGUGUGGGCAUUGGACGCCCAUUCCUGUUCGCUAUGUCCGCCUAUGGGCUGCCAGGUGUUGAUCGGGCAAUGCAACUCCUGAAAGAUGAGAUGGUCAUGAACAUGCGGCUUAUCGGCGCCAGUUCGGUCGAUCAACUGACGCCCGACAUGGUCGACUGCACCGGCCUGAAGAUGCACACGACAGGAGUGCCGGAUGACAGUCUGUCGCUACGGAGUUAUGAUGCGCUGAUCACCCCACAUAUGAUGUUGAAGGGCAAGCUGUAG
This is a messenger RNA of Cyphellophora europaea CBS 101466, 1533 nucleotides long. RefSeq lists its product as uncharacterized. The record is from RefSeq and is a predicted model, not a curated record. Gene Ontology annotation, molecular function: heme binding; L-lactate dehydrogenase (cytochrome) activity. The transcript is spliced from 6 exons. Bases 1 to 1533 code for a protein of 510 amino acids. Gene Ontology annotation, biological process: lactate metabolic process. Lineage: Eukaryota; Fungi; Ascomycota; Eurotiomycetes; Chaetothyriales; Cyphellophoraceae.